Molecule: messenger RNA, 1363 nt
Organism: Styela clava
Lineage: Eukaryota; Metazoa; Chordata; Ascidiacea; Stolidobranchia; Styelidae
Source: RefSeq, a predicted model, not a curated record
UUGAAGAAUUGAACAUGUCAUGUAAUCCUAAUCUUGAACAAGGAGUUGUUGAAGUAGCCCAUCUGCUGGAGAAUAAUUGCAUGAAAAAAUUGGAUCUGAGCAAUUGCAUGCUUUCUACAGAAACUAUUUGUGAUCUUAGCUCAGCAUUGAAAGAAAAAAAUAUUCAGGUUGAGACACUGAAUAUGAGUGAAAAUGAUCCGACUUUCAUUGUUACGCGACACCAUGCUGAAGCAGUCUGCGAACUUCUGAAAAAUGUCUCGAAAGAGCUAAUCUUCGAACUCCAAUCAAUGCAACCACAAGUUAGAAAGACUUUGCAACAUGGAUUGGAAGAACUUGCUAAUGAAAAGGAAAUAAUGGUUAUACUUUGGAAUGGAGAUAUUUUGCGACCUGAAAAAAGUCAGGCACAACCUACUACUACAAGCUUGGAAUGAAUCAUUUGCAAAGAAGAGAGGACUCAUUUAUUCAGCAUGCACUCUCAUUUUAAAUUGAGCAACCUCGAAACAAUUUUUUAUGCUAUUGUGUUGGGAUAUUCAUAUGCACUGAACAUGCAAACAUACCUGAGUUAAAUCGCUAAGUGUUGUGCCCCCUUUUUUGUAACUUUUGUCAUUUGUCGUUUCAUCUGACCAAGACCAUAUUAUCAAAGAACCGAAAUUUGAAAAUAUUUGGAAUAAUAUCCGAAUACCUUUUGUUAUGCUGAAACACUGAAUUAUCACAAUGUAGUAUUUCAACAGUUUUCUGAUUUAUACAUGUUAGUAUUGAAAGUUAGUUUGAAUUUAAUUGUGUCCAUUAGUUUAAAUGUGCAUUUUUAAACUUGGUGUCAUUGUAAUUGUUCUUAAUAAAUUUUUUUUAUCCUAGUGUUUGUAAAUGUAUUUUUUGCUGUCAAUGUAAGUUUCAAACCUCAGAUAUUGUAGAUGCCUCAUCUAUGUCUUAUCAAAUAUUCACACUGGCCAAGGGCUUCUAAAUGAUUCUCAUAUCCAAAAGUUGAUGCAAUCAUAAAAUAAGAGCAAAGCCCCCAUCUCCUCACAUAACAUAAUAACAUUUUUCAUUCUCAUUAUGCUUAGGUAUAGUUUUUGCCCCAAGUCAUUCGAUAUUCAAGGUAAAUCAGGUAAAACAGGUGGGCCACGAACCUAUUAAAAAUUGCUAGAGUUAUUGUUAAAUUAGUUUAGCAAUGAAUGAUGAUGCUGUUUUUGCUACUGAGUGGUAAUUUACAUUUUAAUUAUUAAAGUGGAAGUGUCUAUUUUUGCAGGAGGAAUUUUUCAUUGUUAUUUUUCCAUGAGAAAGUUAAUUAACCGCAGAAUAUGUGUGCAAUGAAAGUGGAAAAGAGUUAAAGUUGAGAACCACUGCACAAGAGUUUUCCAAUAAA